AUGUCUAAUAAUUUAUCUAGAUUAUUACUUUUAUUAUUUCUAGUUCUGAUUUUUCUAGUCGAUGGAACUCCGCGUCGAAGUCGAGUUAGUCAAGCGAGUAAAGCUUUUGAGGAAAAAGACAAUAAAUUCGAAUAUUCACAUUCACCGGGAACAAUUGAUGAGGAAGAAAAUGAAGAGGACAGUGAGUAAGUUUGAUCUUAAACAUUUUAGCACAAAAAAUUAAAGUUUGAAACAAUUCAAGAUCUGAAACUACUAUUUCUUCGACAGUAGAAGCAUCAACUUCAACAACAAAAAUUAAAACAACGACGACGACAACAGAAAAAUCUGUGUCUGAAGAAAAACCAGAAGAACUUGACAGUAAGUUGGAAUAAAAAUAUAUUCCAAACAUACUUCAACUGAUUCCAGACGUAUUCACUUUUCUCCAAGAAAUCGGAGAAACUAUACAAGACGGUUUCGAUCAAAAUGAUACUUCUUCAACUCUUAUAAUCGAUACUCAUUAUAAAGCUUUGGAUUGGAAUUUGACUGUUGAUGAAAUGGAUGAAUGUGUGAAAUGGCAAAAAUAUUGGAAUAUUACGGCAAAAAUGAAAAAUGGAACUGAUUUGAAUAAUACUGUAGCUGAAAAUAGUGAGGAAGAAGAAGAAACAAUUGAAUUAGUAGAUUUGAAAGUAAAGGAAGAAAUUGAUAGUUCGAAAAGGCUGAAAGCGAUUGGAUUUGAUCCGGAAAUUCUGGACGAAUAUGAAUUAAAGGUAAGGUUUUCUUGAAAAUAAGAUCAAUUCUUUGUACUAAAAUCUCAAGUUGUUUUUUUCCUAAAUUUUAGUGUCAUAAAGAAUUUUCCUACUUACAAAUAAUUACAGAAAGUUGUAAUAUACUACGAAGAAGUUUGUGGAAAUCAUGGCAGAACUUUUUGGUUUCGAACUCGAGAUGAAGCUAAACAAAUUGGAGUUGAUGAAUCUUCACCAAUCUGUGCACCAUUCAAAGAAAAAAUUGAAUCCUGA
Messenger RNA from Caenorhabditis angaria, 995 nucleotides. The record is from the annotation of a GenBank genome assembly. NCBI's taxonomy places the organism in Eukaryota, Metazoa, Nematoda, Chromadorea, Rhabditida, Rhabditidae.